Molecule: messenger RNA, 630 nt
Organism: Cavia porcellus (domestic guinea pig)
Lineage: Eukaryota; Metazoa; Chordata; Mammalia; Rodentia; Caviidae
Product: large ribosomal subunit protein uL13-like
Exons: 1
Coding region: 91-615 (174 amino acids)
Biological process (GO): translation; negative regulation of translation
Cellular component (GO): cytosolic large ribosomal subunit; ribosome
Molecular function (GO): mRNA binding; structural constituent of ribosome
Source: RefSeq, a predicted model, not a curated record
GGGUUAGUGGUUGUGCGCUGUGAGGGUAUCAAUAUAUCUGGCAACUUCUACAGAAACAAGUUGAAGUACUUGGCCUUUCUCCGCAAGCGGAUGAACACCAACCCAUCUCGUGGCCCCUACCACUUCCGGGCCCCUAGCCACAUCUUCUGGCGAACUGUGCGAGGGAUGCUGCCCCCUAAGACCAAGCGAGGCCAAGCUGCCCUGGACCGCCUCAAGGUGUUCGAUGGGAUUCCACCACCCUAUGACAAGAAAAAGCGAAUGGUGGUUCCUGCCGCCCUCAAGGUUGUGCGCCUGAAGCCAACAAGGAAGUUUGCCUACCUGGGUCGCCUGGCCCAUGAGGUUGGCUGGAAGUACCAGGCGGUGACAGCUACCCUGGAGAAAAAGAAGAAGAAGCAGAAGAAGCAGAAGAAGCACAGAAGGAGCCGCGGAGAGCGGACCGGUAGAGGCUUCGGGACAGACUGUAGGAAGAAGCACGCAAGGAGCCGCGGAGAGCGGACCGGUAGAGGCUUCGGGACAGACUGUAGGGAGAAGCACGCAAGGAGCCGCGGGGAGCGGACCAACAGAGGCUUCGGCCGGGAGGAUUCCCGGGGCAGGCUGUACGGAGAAGGAAAAUAAAAGAAAAGGUUGUCC